Messenger RNA from Notodromas monacha, 399 nucleotides. NCBI's taxonomy places the organism in Eukaryota, Metazoa, Arthropoda, Ostracoda, Podocopida, Cyprididae. The record is from the annotation of a GenBank genome assembly.
AUGCUUCCGCUGACUCUUCUAAGCACUGCGCAGAAUCACCCCAUGUUGGUUGAGCUGAAGAACGGUGAAACUUACAACGGCCAUCUCGUGACUUGCGACAACUGGAUGAACAUCAUCCUUAAAGAUGUGAUCUGUACCUCUCGUGAAGGAGACAAGUUUUGGAAGAUGCCGGAAUGCUACAUCAGAGGCUCUUCCAUAAAAUAUCUUCGCAUUCCUGACGAAGUUAUUGAACUCGUGAAAGAAGAAGUUGUUUCCAGAAACCGUGGUCGAGGUGGUAUGGGUCAAGGACGAGGAAGAGGUGGUCCACCUAGAGGAGGCUUCGGAGGCCGAGGUGGCCCACGUGGUCGUGGUGGAUCGGGUGAUUCUCGUCAGAAUAAGGGACCUAGUAGAGGCCGAUGA